Messenger RNA from Branchiostoma floridae (Florida lancelet), 2470 nucleotides. RefSeq lists its product as uncharacterized. NCBI's taxonomy places the organism in Eukaryota, Metazoa, Chordata, Leptocardii, Amphioxiformes, Branchiostomatidae. The coding region runs from base 1 to 1605 and encodes 534 amino acids. The transcript has a single exon. The record is from RefSeq and is a predicted model, not a curated record.
AUGGUGUUUUGCCUGAUUGUCGGCUGUGGGAGUAGAACGGGUGCAGCACACAAACAUCGCGAAAAGGUAAACUUUAAGUUGUUCCGUGUUCCCCGCGUGAUAACUGGUCAGGGGAAAUAUGUGGAGGAGCUGACAACAGAUCGCCGUAGACAAUGGAUUUCUGCCAUUAGCAGAGCAGAUUUAUCGGAGGAAAAGCUAACAAAUGAACGUGUAUGUGGCAAACACUUUGUCUCUGGACAACCCAGCAAAGACUGGGAUAAAUUUAACGUGGACUGGGUACCAUCUAUCAACCUCGGGCAUAACAAGAAAGAAGUGGCGGGGACAGGCGCCCAGAGGGCCGAGCGAGCCAAGCGAUCAGCUCGGCGACGAAAACUCCGAGAACACGCUGAGCCAGUAGUUUCCAAGAAAGUGAAAAGGGAUCCCCCUGAUGACUUAGAACAAGAUCAGCCUGAAAACUGUCCCAUCGAACCCGUGAUGGUACCUGCUUCCACUGAGGUUUUGGAUGCUCCUGAGGACUUAGAACAAGAUCAGCCUGAAAACUGUCCCAUCGAACCCGUGAUGGUACCUGCUUCCACUGAGGUUUUGGAUGCUCCUGACUCAGAGAUGGAAACACAGACUCCCUCCAGUUCUGACAAAUGUACACAGACAACAGAGUUUGCUUAUCUGUUUAUGGAAACAAAGGCAGUGCAGGAUUUUACUGAGAACUACUUUACUGACUGUCGCGACAGUGAUGACAGGGUGAGAUUUUACACUGGUUUGCCAGCCUUUGACACAUUAAAGAUAAUUUUUGAUUUUGUUGCACCAAAUGUAUCCAGGAAGACCAAAACCUUGACGCCAUUUCAGGAGUUUGUGAUGGUCUUGGUGAAACUCAGACUCAAUCCGCCUCAACAAGAUCUGGCGUAUCGAUUCAAUAUCAGUCAGCCUACUGUGUCAAGGGUUUUCUGGUCAUGGAUGAUUGUGAUGGACAUACGUCUGACACCUCUUAUCAAGUGGCCUGAACGAGAGGCAAUCAUCCGUACCAUGCCAGCUUGUUUUCGAGACGCAUUUGGGAGUAAAGUCACUAUCAUCAUUGACUGUUUUGAAGUUUUCAUUGAAAGGCCUUCUAAUCUGCUCGCAAGAGGCCAGACCUUCAGUAACUACAAGAACCACAACACAGUUAAAGUACUGGUAGGCAUCACACCACAAGGAUCCAUCUGUUUUGUGUCUAGGACAUGGGGUGGCCGCACAUCUGACAAGCACCUUACUUCAAACUGUGGUCUGUUGGACAAGCUGAAACCUGGUGACUUAGUCAUGGCUGAUCGCGGUUUCACAAUUGAAGAGAGCCUUUCUCUACACCAAGUGAAGCUGGCCAUUCCUACAUUCACUCGUGGUAGCAAACAACUUGAUCCUGCUGACAUUGAGCAAACGCGAGGCAUUGCGAAUGUGAGGAUCCAUGUCGAACGUGUGAUCGGACAGUUGAAGCAAAAAUACACAAUGCUGCAGGGAACACUGGAGAUCCAUUAUGUGAGCCUUACCGCUGGAUCCACAGAGCCAAUGGUGGAUAAAAUUGUCAGAGUGUGUUCUGCCCUAGCAAACCUGUGUCCUUCAGUUGUACCCUUCACAUAAAUGGACACAGGUGUCACUGUGUGUUAGGACACCAUUAACUCAGCCUUUACAUGGUAUGUUGACACAGGUAGAAUGCUGUCCAAUGACACGGAUGGACACAUCAUGGAUCCUCCAUCACAUUUGCAAUGCCUUGUUUGCUAACCGCUGAUAGGUAGGAAGUAAUAAAUAGGUGAUCAGUUUUCAAUUCAUAGAUUUAUUACGAUAUUUCACAUAACUGUUUUAAUCUUUUGCUAAGACUUAUUUUGUUGACUGUUAGACAGUGGAGAAAUACAGUGAGAUGAAGAUGUGUCAGCUAUCACAUUCUAAGGAAACAGAUUCAGGCUAUGACAAUAGCAAUAAUAUAAUAGGAAGAAAUAACUGAACUGUGUUACAAUCUUUUGAAAAGACUAAUAUAAUGUUCAAUAGAGUAGUUUCUCAUUCACUUCUUUAAAUUACUGAUGCUGUCUAUGUCAUUAACAGUAAUGCAGGACUCUAUUUGUCUUUGUGUAGUAAGGUGCAGUUAGAUCACAUACAUUCACUGUACAGGAUAGCACUUAGUCAACUUUGUGUACAUAUUGCCACACAGAUAUUGCUACUUGAGCUACAGGGUGUGAUAAACUUAAGUUAAUGACAUGUUGACUGCCAAUAAAAGUGUUGAACAUACAUUCAUUUCUAUUUUCAUACAUCAUGCAUUGCCCUGAUAGCAAUGAAAUGGAGAUUAGAGAGUACAAAUCCACACUUUUGUAGAUAUGGUUUAUCUUGUAGCAGUCUUCUGGAGCAAAACCUCAUAACUGCAAGGCGUGUUGGAGUGAGGCACCUGCAUCUCUACCGGGUGAGACUGGAGGCUUACAGUUACACUGUAAACAGGGGAAGAACAAGGUUACUA